CCGUUUUUCAUCUGGUGAUAUCAGCUGAUUCAGAGGAGCAGAAGAUAGUGUUGACUCAGUAAAACCAACCAAUGGGACAGCUGACAUCCAAACAUAGAGGUCUUCCUCAUGUCCACUUCUCAACCAAUGAUGAAGGACCCCCCAGGUAUUCUCCCCACCAUUUUGUUGGGAGGAUCCAACAACACUGUGAACCACCAACCAUUACUGUCUCUGAUGUGGAUUUGAGCAGCAGUGUAUCAGAGCACCAGACCCUGAGGAUGGAGCUACGGAGACCCUCCCUCUAUAGUAACCUGGACUUGGUGCCACAACUGGAGAAUUACGCCAGUUCACUCCCGCACCUGCAUGGGAGUCGUCCAUCUCUAGAAACUCUCCGCAGGGCGUCCGAAGAUGCAGAGAUGGGGAUGGAGGAAACAAACGCCACAUCAGAGUCAGGAGCGAACAGCCCACCAGUCACAGACGGAAACCAAGAGUCUCAGGGUCCAGUGACACAGAAAGCCCCCGUUCGAUUUGGAUGGGUGGUGGGAGUCAUGGUCCGGUGCAUGCUGAAUAUCUGGGGCGUCAUCCUGUUUCUCCGUCUUUCCAAGAUCACUUCUGAAGCAGGAAUCUUGCUGAUGUGGCUUAUUAUCCUGAUGUCUACUGUGGUGACCUCGGUAACGGCACUUUCUGUCUCUGCCAUCGCCACAAACGGGAGGGUGGUCUCAGGCGGGGCCUAUUUUAUGAUCUCUCGCUCACUGGGUCCGGAGAUCGGUGGUCCUAUCGGGGUGGUGUUCUCAUUUGCCAAUGCUCUGGCUUGUGCCCUCAACACUGUUGGCUUCGCAGAGGAGGUCCAGGCACUUCUGAAGGAUUUUGAUGUGGUCAUGGUCGAUGAAGUCAACGACAUCCGUAUUAUUGGUGUGAUCACAGUGACUUUACUUCUACUCAUUUCAUUGGCUGGAAUGGAGUGGGAGUCCAAGGCACAGAUUCUAUUCUUCAUCGUUCUGUUGGUUUCAUUCACCAACUACUUUGUGGGGACGUUCCUGCCUCCAACGCAAGAGAAACAGGCCCAGGGCAUCUUCGGAUACCGCAGUGAAAUCUUCAUAGAAAACCUGAUGCCAGACUGGAGAGGACCUAAUAGCAACUUCUUUCAGAUGUUUGCCAUUUUCUUCCCUUCAGCAACUGGGAUUCUGUCUGGAGUUAACAUUUGUGGAGACCUAAAAGAUCCAACAUCUGCUAUCCCCAAAGGAACCCUCAUGGCCAUUUUUUUUACAACACUGAGCUAUCUGGCUAUUUCUGUAACUGUCGCUUCGUGUGCAGUGCGUGACGCCUCUGGAAACAUCACUGACAUCUUAACUGGAAACAUCACUGACAUCUUAACUGGAAACAUCACUGACGGCUGCGUCGGUCUGGGGUGUAAAUACGGCUGGAAUUUCACACAGUGCAUUGAGACACAGUCAUGUAAAUACGGCCUGGCCAACAGUUUAAAGUUACUGGGUCAGAUAUCCGGUUUCUAUUACCUCAUCACUGCUGGUGUCUUCGCGGCCAGUCUAUCAUCAGCUCUUGGUUUCCUCGUCUCUGCCCCAAAAGUCUUUCAGUGUCUUUGCAAGGACAAUCUAUACCCUUACAUUGGAUUCUUUGCAAAGGGUUAUGGGAAAAAUAAUGAGCCGCUCCGGGCCUAUUUACUCUGCUUUGUCAUUGCUGUGGCCUUCAUCUUGAUUGCUGAGCUCAACACCAUCGCUGCGUUGAUCUCCAACUUCUUCCUGUGUUCAUACGGCCUCAUCAACUUCAGCUGCUUUCACGCUUCAAUCACCAACUCCCCUGGCUGGAGGCCGGCGUUCCACUACUACAGUAAAUGGACGGCCCUGUUUGGAGCGGUGGUGUCUGUGGUCCUGAUGCUCCUGUUUACGUGGUGGGCCGCCCUCACCACCUUCGGCAUCAUCGUCUUCCUGUUUGGAUACGUCAAUUACAACAAGCCAAAGGUCAACUGGGGGUCUUCAGUCCAGGCAGGAACAUACAACAUGGCUUUGUCCUACUCUGUGUCUUUGUCUGGUGUGGAGGAUCAUGUCAAGAACUUCAGGCCUCAGUGUCUCGUCCUUACCGGACCCCCAAACCAGAGACCAGCACUUGUGGACUUUGUCGGCUCCUUCACCAAACAUAUAAGUCUAAUGAUCUGUGGAGACAUUAUCAUGGAGCAGGACAGGAAAACCCGAGCGCCAGACGCCACCGAGUGUUUAGUAAAGUGGAUGAACAAGAGGAAGGUGCGAUCAUUUUAUAGCCCCUUCAGCAGCGAUAACCUCAGAGUCGGAGCUCGGUACUUGAUGCAGGCUUCUGGUCUGGGUAAGCUGAAGCCCAACACUCUGGUUCUGGGCUUUAAGGCAAACUGGAGGGAGAGUUCUCCUGAGAGCAUCAACGAUUACAUCAACACCAUAUAUGAUACAUUCGACUCCAACUACUGUCUCUGCAUCUUAAGGAUGAUGGACGGGCAGGACGUCUGCGACCAGUUUGACUUUGAAGUAAACCAGGGCUUUGAGCCUGAUGAAGCCGUUGACUACGACCACAACUCUCCAGAGAGAGAUUCAGCUGAUGACAUCUCAGACAAAGGCUGCAGCGAUCAGAUCACAACCGUGUUUCAGAACGACCAGGGGAAGAAGACCAUAGACGUGUACUGGGUCGCCGACGACGGAGGUUUGACUCUCCUGGUGCCUUACCUGCUCACCAGGAGGAAGCGGUGGCGUCGCAGUAAGGUCAGAGUCUUCAUCGUGGGAGAUGAGCAGAACAUGGAGGAAGGCCGCAAUGAGAUGCUCGCUCUGCUGAAGAGGUUCCGUCUGGACUUCAAUGAUGUUAUAGUCAUGACAGACAGCGAGAGGCGUCCACAAGCCAAGAAUCUCAAUAGGUUUAUGGACAGCGUCGCCCCCUUCAGGCUGCACCAUGAACAGCAGGAAGGUGUUUCACUGGAGGAACUGAAACAAAGCUCCCCAUGGAAAAUAUCUGAUAAAGAGUUUGAAGCCUUCAAACUAAAGUCUGAAAGAAAAGUAAGACUGAAUGAAAUCAUCCGAAGGAAUUCCCAACAUGCUGCUCUGGUGCUUGUGAGCCUUCCUGUUCCACAGAGCGUCUGUCCCAGUGCCCUGUACAUGGCCUGGUUGGACACCUUGACCUGCAGCCUCCACUGCCCAGCGGUGCUCAUACGGGGAAACCAGCAGAACGUUCUCACCUUCUACUGCCAGUGAUUCCCAUCCCACUGGAACAAUGCCCUGGAAAAAGACAAAAAAAGAGUCCAGUCCAAAAAAGUGAAAUAGAUUAAUCCACAAAGACCCAGAGAGCCACCAGCCAACAAAAGCAUCUACUGACCUAAAAUAUUUAAUUCCUGUUGAUCUAUUAAUCCUAUCAAUGCAUGUAAAUAAUUGGUGUAAAAUGCAGUUUG
This is a messenger RNA of Sphaeramia orbicularis (orbiculate cardinalfish), 3397 nucleotides long. It is a transcript of the gene slc12a10.1, whose product is annotated as solute carrier family 12 member 10, tandem duplicate 1. Gene Ontology annotation, cellular component: apical plasma membrane. The transcript is spliced from 28 exons. Gene Ontology annotation, biological process: chloride ion homeostasis; sodium ion homeostasis; potassium ion homeostasis. Bases 72 to 3203 code for a protein of 1043 amino acids. Lineage: Eukaryota; Metazoa; Chordata; Actinopteri; Kurtiformes; Apogonidae. The record is from RefSeq and is a predicted model, not a curated record. Gene Ontology annotation, molecular function: sodium:potassium:chloride symporter activity.